This is a messenger RNA of Micromonas commoda, 225 nucleotides long. RefSeq names its product H+-or Na+-translocating f-type, v-type and A-type ATPase superfamily. The record is from RefSeq and is a predicted model, not a curated record. Bases 1 to 225 code for a protein of 74 amino acids. Gene Ontology annotation, molecular function: proton-transporting ATP synthase activity, rotational mechanism. The transcript is spliced from 4 exons. Lineage: Eukaryota; Viridiplantae; Chlorophyta; Mamiellophyceae; Mamiellales; Mamiellaceae. Gene Ontology annotation, cellular component: mitochondrial inner membrane. Gene Ontology annotation, biological process: proton motive force-driven mitochondrial ATP synthesis.
AUGUCGGCCGCCGCCAACUCUGCGUCCUACUGGCGCAUCGCCGGUAUGUCGUACCUCAAGUACUCCAGCAUGUGCGCUGAGGUUGUGCGAGGGUGCCUGAAGGAGCCCUUCCUGACCAAGGCGAAGCCCCGCGAGGCUGUGUACUUCAAGUCGGUCAAGUGGACCGACGGCAAGCCCGGGAAGCCCGUCGUCACCGAGGUGAUCCCCCCCGAGGUCACGAAAUAA